Molecule: messenger RNA, 753 nt
Organism: Laetiporus sulphureus 93-53
Lineage: Eukaryota; Fungi; Basidiomycota; Agaricomycetes; Polyporales; Laetiporaceae
Exons: 1
Coding region: 98-511 (137 amino acids)
Source: RefSeq, a predicted model, not a curated record
UGCCUCCCUGUCAGAGUCCGGGUACCCGUGCUGCUAUGAUUGGUUUGCAUCUGGUUGGGGAUCCGGCGGUGUUGCUACUUCCUCUCGUUUACGUGUUAUGCCGCCAUCCACCUACACCGUCCGAGUAAUAAUACUACGGAUAUGCUCUUUGAGUACGGCUAGCGUUGAUCACAGUCUCGUUACCGUAGGCACAGUGGCGCUUGUGGGCCAGGUUCUGUACAUAGUAUUGUAUCUUGCCAUCUAUGGCAUUUUUUUUUCCAAGACAUGCAGUCAUGCAACUCAUCUGAUUGAAGCCACUGAACAACCAAACAACCAUUAUAGCCUCCCCACAGUGAUGCGACUGUUUUUCAAGCUUCGAUCUCGGAGAUGUGUUUACGCCUGGAGGCUACUGCUUGCUGGUCAGACAAUGAUGUUAUCUCAUCAUGCGCCGACAUUCCGCCUAGUGAUGAUGAAAGCGGCUAUGCGAAGAUGGCAAACUGCCGCUCGCAUAGGUUCAUACGCGGCAAACUGAUAAUAGAUGCUGUGAAGCGUCGCAACAUAAAGAUGAAAACGAGGUGUAUGUACGGCAGGGGAAACCUGGCGGACACGCCUCGUGGGUAUCACGGUAAUGCUCACGAACUGCCAGGGUCACCUACGUACGUAAGUGAUCACGCAUCAAAUUUUUCGUCUUCCUUCAGGCCGGGCUUCUGAUCUUUUAUGCAAAGGAGUCAUCAUCAUGGCUUCUAAAAUUCUCGUCACGGAAGCGUACGAUGG